AUGGGGAAUUGCUCGGUCAAAGGGGUUGCCGUGGCACAAUGUCCCAAAACUGUCCGUAUAAUGACAGAUUCCGGAGGCAUAUUGCAGUUGGAAGGCCCUAAGUUAGUCGGAGAAGUCCUCAAUGACUUCCCGGGUUAUCGCAUUUUCAGGCAAGGUCGAAUGUCAUCACCAUUGUUUGCCCAUGAACAACUUUUCAGUGGCCAAGUCUACUAUCUCCUCCCAAUUGUGAAGGAGAAGUUGACUCUGGCCACGGAGGACAGUAGAGAAUUGAGUGUGGAGGACAUGAAUGAAUCCGCGCCGGUUAGGAUGUCAUCCAGUGUAGCACUGGACCUUGUCACAAACGUAGUAGCAAAAGGGUCAGCCAUUGAAGUCUUGCCACCACCACGAAAGGGUGUUUGGAGCGUGAAAUUGGUGAUCAAUACCGAACAGUUGGAGGAGAUAUUGGCGGAGCAAGUGAAUAUAGAGGCGUUGAUUGAGCAAAUGAGGAUGGCUGCAAGCUCAGCUAGCGGCACGCCCAAGCGGAUGAGGAGCUUUUGGGGAGUAAGUAAUUGGAAGCCAAUUCUCACCAACAUAUUUUUGAAGGUGCCCAGUGAUUGCCAGAACAAAGUCAUUCACUAG
Molecule: messenger RNA, 618 nt
Organism: Ilex paraguariensis (yerba mate)
Lineage: Eukaryota; Viridiplantae; Streptophyta; Magnoliopsida; Aquifoliales; Aquifoliaceae
Source: the annotation of a GenBank genome assembly